This is a messenger RNA of Lolium perenne, 450 nucleotides long. NCBI's taxonomy places the organism in Eukaryota, Viridiplantae, Streptophyta, Magnoliopsida, Poales, Poaceae. The record is from RefSeq and is a predicted model, not a curated record.
AUGAGCGACUACACGCUGCUGUCCGACGCGGAGAGCGAGGGCAAGUCGCCCGGAUUUCUGCAUUGCUGGGAAUCCACUGCGACGCCAAGCGAUCCAGGCUCCACGCCCAGCGACCCUGCCUCCACGCCGAGUGAGGACGAGGAGGACGGAGGCGGCAAUGGCAGCGAAUGCCAGGAGGAGGACAGAGGUGGCGCUGCCAGCGACGCCGAGGACGAGGAGGAGGGCCAGGAGGAGGAGGAGGACUCCGACAGCAAGUUCGCCCGGUUGGAUGCGCAGGAGGCGGCGGACGACAAGGCGGCAAGGAAGAAGUCCAACGAAGACGUCAUUUCUUCCAGUUUCAACUCCUCGACGGGCGCGUCGUCCUCCAGUUCCGACGAGGAGGUGACAAGCAAGAGGCGCUGGAGUUUCGACGAUGAGGUAGGGCUUUCUAACAAGAAGGCCAAAAAAUAG